Messenger RNA from Zingiber officinale, 603 nucleotides. Its product is annotated as glutathione S-transferase T3-like. The record is from RefSeq and is a predicted model, not a curated record. The coding region runs from base 1 to 603 and encodes 200 amino acids. The transcript has 2 exons. Lineage: Eukaryota; Viridiplantae; Streptophyta; Magnoliopsida; Zingiberales; Zingiberaceae.
AUGAGUCAUCCGUAUUUCACGUCGUCGGUUGUUCAUGGAUAUGGUACCCCGCACACAACUGGUAUGUCUUUCACUCAUUCAAUGUCGAAUGAACCUGUAACUCUGACUUUUGUCCGAGAGACUCAACUUUCCGACCGUGAAUCCCCAAUUGAGAUGGUCAAUUUAGAAAAAACGGUUUCAAAUGCUGAGGGUACAAGAAAGCGUUCAAGUUGGACAAAGGUUGAAGACGAGGUCUUAGCGAGAAGUUUUGUCACUAUCAGUGAUGAUCCAAUAAUCGACAAUGAUCAAAAGGCGGAUGCUUUUUGGGGACGUGUUGCAAGCUACUACAAUGAGAAUCUUCCCCUAGAUUCAAACACCAGAAGUGCAAAUGUUAUACGUGGUCACAACAACGAAGAUAUAUUGAGGUUUGCGUACGAAAAAUAUCGAUCUGAAAAUAAUGGCGUUGCAUUCAAUCUCGAACAUGUGUGGAGAAUUGUCAAAGACCGUCCAAUGUUUACUCCACAGUCUGCUGAUCACUUUGUGGCUACAAAGAAGACGAUGACCUCAAAGUCGGGAGCAAGCAACACCUCCUCCAACCAAGGUGUGAGUAUAGACCUGGAUUGA